Molecule: messenger RNA, 2353 nt
Organism: Doryrhamphus excisus (bluestripe pipefish)
Lineage: Eukaryota; Metazoa; Chordata; Actinopteri; Syngnathiformes; Syngnathidae
Gene: fndc10
Product: fibronectin type III domain containing 10
Source: RefSeq, a predicted model, not a curated record
CGAGCCCUCUCGUGCGCACGCACGCACGCCCACGUGGGAUAUCAAAGCUCUUACGUCAAGCCCGACAGGAAGACGACGGCAGACGCCACACUGGCGCCGUUACCGAGGAAUGUGGCUUGUGGACGCGCUUGUCUCCUCCUCCUCGUCCUCCUCCUCCUCCUCCUCCAAGCAUGCUGAAGCUGAUGGUAUUCAUGGCCGCCAUCACGCUAUAAAGUGGAGGGCAGUAUGAGCAGCCGGCUGCAGCGGCCGUCGGUGCUCGCCUUGGCGGCGGCGCUCCUGCUCUGCACAUCGCAGGAUAGGACUCACGGCAGCAGCUCCGGCGGGGAGGAUUCUGGGAUGCGGGGCACGUGGCGCCAUGGCAACAGCAGCACAAUGUCCAGUUUCUUCAACAGCAGCCCAAGCGACGAGUCCACUGUGAUGUCAGAACAGUCGCCGCCGCUGUGCGCCUACCAGGUGAUGGAGGGCGGCAUCGGCGGUCCCCUCUGUUUUCGACAUACGCUCCCGGGUUAUAAGUGUCAUAAGGCAGACUGCAGGUCAGCCGUGUCUUCAGGGAGCCUUGCGGCGAACAUCCUCCUCAACGGCAGCGUGCUGCUACAGUGGAGCCAAGACGGGUUGUCACGCGGUCAAACGCCAUCUAGUCUUUUCGCCGGGCGCCGCCACCGACGUGGAGGCUACGAGUUGAGCUGCUGGUGGAAUGGCAGCUACACCCAAUUUGAGUGCGCCGGGGUCCAUCUGGGCGCCGGGUGCAGGGACUUCCUGUUGAGCGAGCUGCACGAGAACAUCCCCUACCGCAUCUGCCUGAGGGCGCAGGCUCGGAGAGUCGAUCGCGGGGACUGCGUGGAGUUCGUACUGCCGCCGUCCGGGAUGCAGGAUAUCGUCAUCGCUAUGACAACGGUCGGGGGCGCCAUUUGCGUGAUGUUGGUCAUCAUCUGCUUGCUGGUGGCGUACAUCACCGAGAACAUCAUGAGCCCCUCCACGCAGCACCGAUACUCCUACCGCACGCACUCGCGACACUGAGGGUCACCUCAAACAUCUGCACCGCCGCCACCGGCCGUCCAUGCCGUACCACCAUUGUCCACUUAUAACCGCAUCAGCUACUGCAGGGGUGUCCAAAGUGCGGCCUUGGGUCAUUUUUGGCCUGGAGCUCCUUCUUAUUGUCCCUUGAUAUAUUUUCCAAAUAUAAUCUAUUAUUAAUUAGAUGUAUUUGUGGAUAUUACACUAAUAAGUCACCUAUAAAGCUAACAUAUUUUGUUCGGCUAGCUUCACUUUAAUUGACAAGCUUUUCUUCCUUGUCACUCACACGCACAGAAAGGUGUUGCAAGUUCACAAACAACACGUUAUGAUGCUAAUUUUAAGAUUAUUUUCAGCAGCUAUUAUUUUUCUUUUUGUAUAUUUUUUUUAUUAUGAGCCAUAUUGUACUGAGCAGCCAGGACAGAGGGCGUGGCUCAAUUUUUAUUCAUAUGAUUUUAUGAUUACAUGAUGUUGCAUUAUCAUGCUAAUAACUAUUUGUUUCAUCUAAGAUCAUUUUUCAGCAGCUAUUAUUUUUAUUUUUGUAUAUUUUUUUAUUAUGAGCCAUAUUGUACUGAGCAGCCAGGACAGAGGGCGUGGCUCAAUUUUUAUUAAUAUAAUUUUAUGAUUAUAUGAUGUUGGAUUAUCAUGCUAAUAACUAUUUGUUUUGUCUAAGAUCAUUUUUCAGCAGCUAUUAUUUUUAUUUUUGUAUUUUUUUUAUUAUGAGCCAUAUUGUACUGAGCAGCCAGGACAGCGGGCGUGGCUCAAUUUUUAUUAAUAUAAUUUUAUGAUUAUAUGAUGUUGGAUUAUCAUGCUAAUAAGUAUUUGUUUCAGCUAUAAGUUGAAGCUAAGAUAGCUUAGUACAUAUUGACCUACAUUUGAUUGACUUUUAGCUUCUUUAAAAGUACAAAACGUGUCAAAGUGCAUUCCUCACCCCUGCUCUAUGGUUUUUAUCACAUUUCUCCUCCUUUUGAGGAUGUCUUUCAAGGCAUUUGCCCCAAAGAAUCUAGCUAACACUAUCAUUUCCACUCCAUCUGUGUUGCAUUCAAGCGUCGUCCGUAAAGGAGUGUGUUCGUUUCUAUGCCGGCAGCAUUAUACAGCAAUAGAAUUAACAAAAUGCUUUGGAGUACAUCCCCAUUAGCUGAUGUUUGCUCAGUGUGCUAGCCCUCUAAGUGUCCACAUUAAUUGUACCCUCGAUGUAAAGACACUCCAGCCAAUCACAGACGUCCAUGUGACUAAUGUACCACUUUGUGAAGGGCAAUACAAUCUUUAAAUACUGUACCAAACACCGUGAACUACAAUACCUUUGUGUCCUUCUGUCAGACAAUAAAGUAUCCUCAGAUUA